CUUUGACCACGAGUUUUUAACUCUGGCUCGUCCGUUCAAGUCAUUGCGCGCGUCUCCGUGUCACCUCACACCUGGCGCAAGCCGCAUAUCGUAUCGGCCACGCUCGAAAGCAAGUCCAAGCUCAGCUUACUUAUUCGUUUCCGUGAGUACUCGUUGAACAUCGUCAUUUUCCGACUCAAUAGGAAACAACUGAUCCUACGGCUGGACUUUCACUUCGGUUCCAUCAGAUGCGUAGCAGUAUUUCUCUGGUGGCUUCCAGUUCGAAUUUAACCUUGCUCAAAGCAAGUUACAUAGCGCGCCAAAGUUUUUCUCGCUGAAUACUCAAUCAUAUAUAUUGCAUGUGUAUAUAUUGUAUCUAUAUAUAUUAUACAUAUACAUAUUAGACAAUUGUCGCUGUGCAACGUACGAUAUUGUUAAUGGUUACUUGGGGAAAAAAAUCGUAUUCGAUCUUUCUCCUCGCGAAUGAUUUUACAAAUUCGUAUGCGCUCGCUGUAACAACGAUAAGAUUAGGAAUAUUAUAAAAUCUCUCUGUUGCUCCACUUGCAAUCAUGGAUAUUGAAAAUAUGAAUGCAUUUUGCUGGCCAAAUUACCUAGAAAAUACAAACACUGAAGAAGUUCCUCAAAUUGUAUUUAAUCAUGUAGAAGAGACAUUAAAGGUUUGCAUUGAAGUAGGCAUGUCUUUGGAAAUUCCUGUAAAAACUUCUGAGCCUGAACCAAACCAUCUGGCUGAAGAAUGCUUUUGGCCAGCUACAAUUUCAAUGGUUUGUGGACCCUUAUUGAGACUACGUUAUUUUGGUGGCGAAGAAAGAGCGUUAGAAGUUUGGUUGGAUCUCACCAAAGAGAAUGCUCAUGAAUUAGGUUGGGCAACAAAAAAUAAUAAGAAAUUAAAACCACCAGAAAUUGUUCUACAACGUACACCUGACUGUCUUGAAAAACUGGAUCAAUUUAUGCAAACAGCGAUAUCUGUUCCAUAUGAUAUGUUAUUUGGGGAUCAAUUAAGUAUUGUUGAUAAAUUAAAACCAGGGAUGAAAAUCGAAAUUAGUGACCAUUUAGAUCCAUAUAGAUUAUGGAGAGCAAUCAUUAAAGAAAAUGUUGGUGGGCGCUUAUCGUUAAGUUAUGUUACUCCAAAAGAAAAUAAUGUUCAUUUCUGGAGAUUCUGUACUGAUGAAUUUUUAUUUUCACUAUCGCCCAAAACUGAGCCUUACUAUUUUAAGCCACCACAUUCUUUAAAGGAUACUUACAAAUGGGAUAAUUGUGAAACAGAUUUGCUUAAUGAAAAGCCUAUUGAUAGUGAAAUUGAUAAUACUUUACAAAAUAAUCGAGUAGAGCAUCCAGAUCAUGAGUUUAAAGUUGGCAUGAAAUUAGAAACCCUGUACCCAAAGAAUAGAAAAGAUUUCUGUCCAGGAACAGUGAUUAAAGUAUUUUGUAAUAAAUUCUUUUUAGUCAGAAUAGAUGAUCACAUGGAUGAUACAAAACUAGAUUGUGAUAGCUUGUAUUAUAAGUACACAAACAGAGAAAAUUCAUGGAUAUGUUCUGCUGACCAUCCUUAUAUAUUUCCUGCUGGAUGGGCCGCAAAAAAUGGAUUCAAUUUAAAAGCACCGGACGAUUGGAGCUCAACCAGUAAUGGACUUGAUUUCAAUUGGGAAUCAUACAGCAAAUUUUGUGAUUUUACAGUGGCCGAUGAAAAAUUAUUCUCUGAGCAUGAGAGUGCAGCAGAUGCUGGUUUCGAAUGCAAAAUGCGAUUGGAAGCAGUGGAUCCACGUAAUCAGAAUAUUAUCUGCGCUGCUCAUAUUACAAAAAUUGUUGAAAAUCUUGUAUGGAUUAAAAUUGAUGCAUAUUCAGAUGAUUAUGGAGAACACAUAGUAGAUAUGCAUUCUCAAGAAAUAUUUCCUAUUGGCUGGUGCGAAACUAAUCAUUAUCCACUCAAACCUCCCAGAGAUUAUCAACCAAUGCAAAAUGCACUUGUCAAUAAAAGUGCAGAUCCUUUUAUUGAUGUGCCAUUAGCUGGGAAUGAAAGUAUGUGGUGUCCUAAAAUAUACUUUAAUUAUCGAUGCUCCACAGGACCAUUACUAUCAAAAUCAAGAAUAGCUAAAUUACCACAAUCAGUUGGUCCAGGACCUACUACUUUGGUGUUGAAAGAAGUGUUGACUAUGAUUAUAUCUAUAGGUUACAAAAAUUCUAGAAUCAUAAAAAUUCUACAAACUGAAACUUAUCCAGCUGAAAUGGAAUUCUCUAUGGAAACAUUGAAGGUCAAAAAUGUAGAUGGUACAAAUAAUCAUAUUAGAGCAUCAAUUCCAAUUAUUACGUCUGGCGAGAUGGUUGCACAAUUCUGCCAACAGAUUUGCAAACGUUUAUCCACUUGUCCGUACCUUAUGGGGCCAUUUUGUGUAGAGGAUGUUAUGUGUCCUCUGCAAUGUAAUCCACCAAGAUAUAAGGCUGGAGCGAAAAAUGGUGAGAAUGGUGAAAAACAAAGGCCUUGGGGCAAACGUGGACGCAGAAGAGGCAGGAAGCCUUAUAAACUUAAGGCACAAGCUGCUGCUAAAGUUGAAACUGAUGAAAUUAAAACAGAAAUAGUAGAUCCACAGAUAAAUGAAAAUGCAGAAACGCAAAAUAAAGAAUUAGUUCAAAGUUAUAUUUCUGACAAUUCUUGUUCCACUGAUGAUAAUACUGGAAGUAACAGUAGCUUGGCAAAUUCUUCAUUGUCUGCAAAUUCAAGUAAAGGUUCUAGUAAGAAACGGAAAAACGAAGAAAUGGAAGCAGACCCCGAAGAUUACAAAUGUCCAGAAAAAAUAAUAAAAUUAGAUUCAAAUCCAUUGUAUUGGUCCUUCGAAGAAUUGGCUCAGUAUUUGAGUACAACUCAAUGUUCUGACUUAGCAGCAACUUUCAUUGAAGAGGAAGUUGAUGGUUUUGCCUUUAUAAUGUUGAAUUAUCCAACACUAAUUGAGCACAUGAAAUUAAACACAGAAACAGCUCAUGAAGUAUGUAAACAUAUAAAAUCAGUAAGAGAGUCGUGGUAUAUGUAUUACAAAGAUGUAUCUAAUCCAGAUUUUGUUAGAGUAAUUGAAGGUUGUUGAUCUCUUGUGUGAACUAUGCAAGAUUUACAAAGAUGUAUAUAUUUAAAAAAUAUUUAAAUUAAUAGAAAUUUAUUGUUACCGUUAACAAAUCAAUACUAUUAUGCAAAAAAUGACUUGUUUUCUGCUGAGAAAAUGUACAUUAGAAGUAUGUAUGGAAUGAAAAGAAUAAGAAAUAAUUGGUUGAUUUUUGUAAAAUGACUUGUAGUAAAUUUUACUAUUGUGCAGUGAGUAUUCAGCUAAAUUUAUUCUACUGUAUAAAAGCAAUUUUGAAGUAAUUGCUCUGAACCUUUUUAUGUAACAUUGAUAGAAAAGAAUAUAGUUUACAAAAUUACAUACAUUUUUAUUA
Molecule: messenger RNA, 3420 nt
Organism: Trichogramma pretiosum
Lineage: Eukaryota; Metazoa; Arthropoda; Insecta; Hymenoptera; Trichogrammatidae
Product: scm-like with four MBT domains protein 2
Exons: 6
Coding region: 549-3074 (841 amino acids)
Biological process (GO): regulation of DNA-templated transcription
Cellular component (GO): nucleus
Molecular function (GO): protein binding
Source: RefSeq, a predicted model, not a curated record